Molecule: messenger RNA, 3003 nt
Organism: Penaeus indicus
Lineage: Eukaryota; Metazoa; Arthropoda; Malacostraca; Decapoda; Penaeidae
Product: mucin-5AC-like
Exons: 16
Source: RefSeq, a predicted model, not a curated record
AUGACGCGGGGUACAUGGACACAUUUCCUUGAACAUGUCCACAUUUCAAGCAGUGUUGUAAACAGUAAGAGUCUUUUUACUUUGUACAGUAACAACAAAUUCUGCUCGACUAACGGACCGAAAUUCGUGGACACGAUUGAACGCGACACCGUAGUCACUCUGUCCACCGGAUCGGCAUUUGGCUCUCCGGGAUUCAGCUGCACUGCCACGGCGCGCAGAACCCUGUGUCAGGACCCUAUCAACAGAGAUCCAAAUGAGAUAUGGUUGAUAAACGGCCAAGAAGAAUCUUUCACUUCCCCGGGUUACCCGUCGUCUAACUACGGCAGUGGAGACAGCAAGGAAUGGAGGUUCUGUGCGGUCGACAGCAUUGACAGGAUCGAGGUGUCCUGUGAUUCCUUCCAAGUCGGAGCGUCUUUAUUCGGCUGUCUGGAUGACACCCUUACCAUCUCCAACGUCGAGUCGGAAAACGAAUACUGCGGGAUCGCUGGGCCCCAGGCCGUGAAGACGAAUGAGAGAGGAACCAGCGUCAAGUUAGACGUUUCAACUGGAAGUUUCUACGAUGGAUUCAGCUGCACCGCCAAAGCUGUAAGAGCUGAGAUAUGCAUGGACCCUCUCAAACCAGCUGCGAACGAGGUGUGGUUGUUGACCGGUAUUAGCAGCAUCUUCACUUCUCCAAACUAUCCUGCGAACUACGGGGACGGAGAUAGCAAAAACUGGAUAUUCUGCGCCAUUCAGGAAACCGAUAGGAUAUCAAUAAGUUGCAGCGACUUCACAGUUGGAGGAAAGUUCAUUGUUUGUCUUGAUGACACGAUGACCAUCUCCAACGCCGACUCAGGAGUGGGUGGAAGUAAAUAUGACCCGAUUAGCGAUAAUCCAUUCUGUGGGACCGACGGACCUGACUCCGUGGUGACAACUCAGCGAGGAACAACUGUCAGCUUGUCCGUCUCACCUGCAUUCCACUACAAAGGAUUCAGCUGCACCGCCACGGCUGUCAAUGGGGCUUCGACCUUGAACCUCCUGGCCAGACCUGAUUCAGCUCUUGUUCCUGUAAGAACGGGAUCCGGGCCAGAGAGUGGGUUGUCUCACCUCAACGAUCAGCACGCUCUUCUAAAUAUUGACUGCAGCCACCACAACUACGGCACCACUAGCAACCACAACUACUACACCACCAGCCACUACAACUACGGCACCACCAGUCACCACAACUGCACUACCAGCCACCACAACUACUCCACUACAACUACUGCACCACUAGCUACUACAACUAUGGCACCACCAGCCACCACAACUACGGUACCACUAGCCACCACAACUACUGCACCACCAGCCACCACAACUACGGCACCAUCAGUCACCGCAACUGCACUACCAGCCACCACAACUACUGCACCACCAGCCACCACGACUACGCCACUACAACUACGGCACCACCAGCCACUACAACUACUCCACCACAACUACGGCACCACCAGCCACUACAACUACGGCACCACUAGCCACCACAACUAUGGCACCACCAGCCACCACAACUACCGCACCACCAGCCACUACAACUACUGCAGCACCACCACCACAACUACUGCACCACACCAGCCACCACCAACUGCACCACCAUCCACUACAACUACUGCAACCCCAGCCACCACAACCUACCGCACCACCAGGCCACCACAACUACUGCACUCACCAGCCACCACAACUACUGCAGCCACCAGCCACCACCACAACUGCGCCACCAGCCACCACCAACCUGCCACCACAACUACGGCACCAUCAGCCACCACAACUACCGCACCACCAGCCACCACAACUACAACAACCGCACCACCAGCCACCACAACUGCACCACCAGCCACCGCACCAUCAGCCACUACAACUACUGUACCACCAGCCACAACUACCGCACCACCAGCCACUACAACUACUGCACCACCAGCCACCACAACUACCGCACCACCAGCCACUACAACAACCGCACCACCAGCCACUACAACUACUGCACCACUAGCCACUACACAUACUGCACCACCAGCCACAACUACUGCACCACCAACCACAACUACUGCACCCCCAGCCACCACAACUGCACCACCAGCCACAACUACCGCACUACCAGCCACCACAACAACCGCACCACUAGCCACAACUACCGCACCACCAGCCACCACCACAACUGCGCCACCAGCCACCACAACUACCGCACCACCAGCCACUACAACUACCGCACCACCAGCCACUACAACUACAGCACCACAAGUCACCACAACUACCGCACCACCAGCAACUACAACAACCGCACUACCAACCACUACAACUACCGCACCACCAGCCACUACAACAACUGCACCACCAGCCACCACAACUACGGCACCACCAGCCACCACAACUGCACCACCAGCCACCACAACUGCACCACCAGCCACCACAACUACUGCACCACCAGCCACCACAACUACUGCACCACCAGCCACCACAACUACGGCACCACCAGCCACCACAACUGCACCACCAGUCACCACAACUACUGCACCAUCAGCCACUACAACAACCGCACCACCAGCCACCACAACUACUGCACCACCAGCCACCACAACUACCGCACCACCAGCCACCACAACUGCACCACCAGUCACCACAACUGCACCACCAGCCACCACAACUACGGCAUCACCAGCCACAACAACUACGGCCCCACCAGCCACCACAACUGCACCACAAGCCACCACAACUACGGCACCACCAGCCACCACAACUGCACCACCAGCCACCACAACUGCACCACCAGCCACCACAACUGCACCACCAGCCACCACAACUACGGCACCACCAGCCACUACAACAACCGCACCACCAGCCACCACAACUACCGCACCACUAGCCACCACAACUACUGCACCACCAGCCACCACAACUACGGAACCACCAGCCACCACAACUGCACCACCAGUCACCACAACUACUGCACCAUCAGCCACUACAACAACCACACCACCAGCCACCACA